Microsporum canis CBS 113480 is the source of this 2172-nucleotide messenger RNA. RefSeq lists its product as hypothetical. Lineage: Eukaryota; Fungi; Ascomycota; Eurotiomycetes; Onygenales; Arthrodermataceae. The record is from RefSeq and is a predicted model, not a curated record. The coding region runs from base 1 to 2172 and encodes 723 amino acids. The transcript has 3 exons.
AUGUCGAAUUCAGGCUUGGGCCCCCCGGGGACGGGGACAUAUGCUUCCAAUAUUCUCAACGUCGGAGAUGGGACAUGGGAUUCUCAGCGCAAUACCUUCCUUCUGCCCAAUCUGAUGGGCCUCAACUUUGAGGCGAUGCAGUAUAACGGAAUGGGAAAUAGAUUCCGAAACUUGCCCGGGUACCAUUCUCUCAUACGAGCACACGGAGUACUCGCCGCAAUCACCUUCCUUGGCCUCGUGCCCAUUUCUAUCCUGCUCGCCCGGUUCUACUCGAGAAGCCCCUACUGGGCCCUGCGCCUGCAUAUAUGGAUGCAGAUACUCACCCUUUUCUUGACCACUGUGGUGUUUACUCUCGGCUGGUUUGCGGUGGGGCCAAAUAGAAGUCUAACUAACCCUCACCACGGAAUUGGGCUGGCGAUAUAUGUGAUGGUGAUUUUUCAGACGUUUUGGGGAUGGUUCAUACAUAGUGGUAUGAAGGGGAAGCGCUGGCCGCAUCUUCCUCUCAAGUUAAUGAUCCAUCAUUGGCUCGGAAGAUCCUUAGCUUUACUUGGUAUCGCACAGAUCCCACUUGGCUUAACUCUAUACGGCUCUCCGCUUUCACUAUUUAUUCUUUUCGCGUUGGCUACAUUCGCUUUGGUCCUUACUUAUUUUAUCCUCACCUAUCUCCAUGAACGACGCAUUGGCGCAGGAUAUGGUCCCCGGGGAAACUAUUCUGGCCCAGAAGUUAUAGACGAUGAUCAAAAUCAUGGAAAUUUCGGCCGUCUGGCGGCUGCGGGGGCUGCGGGUGCCGGAUUGGCUAUGCUAGGCAACCAGUUACGUGGUCGAAGAAGGAGUCGCAGCCGGAGCAGAAGCAGAAGCAGAAGCCGUAGUAGAAGCGACAGUCGAAGUAGAUCCCGUGAUUCGGCGAGGACGCCCUAUAUCAACGAAAAGGAAUCCCACCAUGGGGGUUGGGGGAAGAAGCUAUUGGGAUUUGGUGCACUUGCAGGGGCUCUAGGCUUGGGAAAGAAAGCCUAUGAUAGGCGCCAUGACCGUGAUGAUUACACUGUCACCGAUAGCUAUGAUGAUUCUCUGAGUCGCGUGGAAGAAGGACGGCCGCCCCCUCCGCCAUCACCCCGGCGCCACGGUCCUUACCACGGUGCCCCGAGUGAAGACCAUACUGCCUACACUGAGACCGAUUAUUUCACGCAGACUGAUGAUUCUAGACACGGUGGCCAUCCUGUACGCAAUGCCCUUCUUGGAGCAGGCGCAUUUGCUGCUGUGAAAAGUUUCUUCGGCCGAGGCAAGUCAAAAGAAGACCGUCGCGUCGAGCAGAUAAGACAAGAAGACCUCGAAAAUGAACGAAUCGCCCGAGCCAACAGUAAAAGAAAACACCAUGCAGACAGGCGCUAUCCAAGACCGCAUUCCCCAACCAGUGAGCUAACCUCUGAAGCUGUUGCUGGGCCAUCAGGCACCACUGGACGUCCACCUCCACCAGCUGCCUCGUCAGUAGCUGAUAUACCACCUAGCCCCGGACGCAAACAUCGAAGUCACCACAGAUACCCAUCCACACUCGGUGCAGGCACCGCUGUCGCGGCAGCUGAAACCGCCGGGUCAGGUCACAGAAGGCGGAGUGGAAACCGUGAAGAUCCAUAUGACUCUCCCCAGGUUGCUAUAACGGUCAAACCCGAAGGCCGCCAUGUGACAUUGCGACAGCUCACGAAGGAAGAAAAACGAGCAGAGCGUGAAGCUCGUCGUCGUGAUCACCGACGUCAAGGGCGGGAAGGUUCUUUCUCGGACGAUGAUCACUGGCGCCGCGUCGAAGAACGUGAACGACAACAAGCACAGGAGGGUUCUCAUGCACCCUCGCAUUCGCAAGUACCGUCACAAGCACCGGCACCAGUACCAGCAGCUCACUCGCAAGUGCCGUCUCACCUGCAGGUGCCAGGAUCACGGAUUGAUCCGCCGCAGUCUCCUGUAUCUCAGCCAGUAGCUCCUCCGCCUGCUGGUUCUGCCGCCGCUCCGUCAUCAAUACCCGCUCCACCACCUCCGUUACCCAUAAGUCACGCCGGACUUAAUUCACCAGGUACGGUAAGCACGGAAUUGAGCGGUAGCUAUGCCAGUAGAAGUGGCAGACGGCGCGCAGAACGACGCAUUGCCAGAAGCCAGCGCCAACAAAGCGUCGAUUGGACAUAA